AUGGGGCAGACUGAGAUGACCCCUGGGGUGAACAUGAACCACGAAAUCAUUGAAGUAGCCAUGGAUACUUCCGGGAUCCUGCAGAUCCUCUGGGAGGCGCUGCCGCAUGGUCUUCGCAUCUGGCUGCGGAAGCGGAACGGCGACACUGGUGAAGAGGUGGAGGAGAAGCCGAACAAUCGAGCCUUGCAACACCUGCUCGCAAUGAAGUUUUGGCACGGCUGCUAUGGAGUUUGCAUUUCCAGCAUGCUGCUUUACUACGUGACCUACGUGCUUCGCAUGAGCAGCUGGGGCCGGGUGCAGGUCAUCGUGGGCGCCGGCUUCGCAGCGGGGCUCACGGAAGCG
This is a messenger RNA of Cladocopium goreaui, 342 nucleotides long. The record is from the annotation of a GenBank genome assembly. Lineage: Eukaryota; Dinophyceae; Suessiales; Symbiodiniaceae.